GCUCCAAAGCCUUUGGCGCCAACUUUACCAAACUCCAAACUAAGGAUAGUCACCAAAAAAAAAAAAUUCACGGGGAAGCUAUUGACGAAUUCUUUUCAGUCCUCGGAGGAGGCCAUGGAAGCGGGAAGCGCUGAAACCGAACAACCUCUAGAAAUGGAAGUUGAAGAAGAAGAGAUUGCUCCAAUUUAUAAAGAGCCGCCGAAAAUUAAGCGACUAGAGGAGUCGGUAGUUAACAGAAUCGCCGCCGGAGAGGUUAUUCAGAGGCCGGUGUCCGCCGUGAAAGAGCUCAUUGAGAAUAGCUUGGAUGCUGACUCCACAUCUAUCUCCGUCGUCGUCAAGGACGGUGGACUCAAACUCAUUCAAGUUUCCGAUGACGGACACGGCAUCCGAUAUGAGGAUUUGCCAAUAUUAUGUGAAAGGCAUACAACUUCCAAGUUGAGCAAUUUUGAAGAUUUACAGACCAUACAGUCAAUGGGGUUUAGAGGUGAGGCCUUAGCUAGCAUGACUUAUGUGGGUCACAUGACAGUCACUACCAUUAUGAAGGGUCAGUUGCAUGGCUACAGGGCGACUUACAGAGAUGGUGUCAUGGAGCAAGAACCAAAACCAUGUGCAGCUGUGAAGGGGACUCAAAUAAUGGUUGAGAAUUUAUUUUAUAACAUGAUUGCUCGUCGGAAAACACUUCAAAAUUCAGCUGAUGACUAUCCAAAAAUUGUGGAUUUGCUGAGUCGGUUUGCUAUUCAUCACAUCAAUGUGAGCUUUUCUUGCAGAAAGCAUGGAGCUGCUAGAGCAGAUGUUCACUCUGUGGCAACGUCUUCUAGGCUUGAUGCGAUCAGAUCUGUUUAUGGAGUUUCUGUUGCUAGGAAUCUGAUAAAAAUAGAAGCUUUUGAUGAUGAGUCAUCUAGUUCAGUUUUCAAAAUGGAAGGUUUCAUCUCAAAUUCGAACUACAUUGGAAAGAAGAUAACAAUGGUGCUUUUCAUCAAUAAUAGACUGGUGGAGUGUGGUGCUCUAAAGAGGGCAGUUGAAAUUGUUUAUUCUGCUACAUUGCCUAAAGCAUCAAAACCUUUUAUAUACAUGUCAAUCAUAUUGCCUUCUGAGCAUGUUGAUGUGAAUGUACACCCGACAAAGAGAGAGGUAAGUCUUUUACAUCAAGAAAUAAUCAUUGAAAAGAUACAGUCUACAGUUGAAUCAAGACUGAGGAACUCUAAUGAGUGCAGGACAUUCCAAGAACAGACAGUGGAUGCAUCUACAUCUAGUCUUCGGGCUACACAGAAAGACUCCCCCAAGAAUCCCACUCCUCCUAGUUCACAGACACCAAAAUCAGAAAAAGUUCCAGUACAUAAAAUGGUGCGCAUAGAUUCGCUAGAUCCUGCUGGCAGGCUGCAUGCUUACUUGCAAGCAACACCUUCAAGUCAGGCAGAUAAAAGUUCCUUGGCCUCUAUAAGGUCUGCCAUUAGACAAAGGAGGAAUCCUAGGGAAACUGCUGAUCUUACAAGUGUUCAGGAGCUUGUCAACAUUAUUGACAGUAAUUAUCACUCAGGUCUCCUGGACACUAUUAGGAACUGCACAUAUAUCGGGAUGGCAGAUGAGGUUUUUGCACUGAUUCAGCACAAUACUCACCUUUAUCUUGCAAAUGUUGUUAACUUGAGCAAAGAACUCAUGUAUCAGCAAGUCUUGCGACGAUUCGCCCAUUUUAAUGCAAUACAGUUGAGUGAUCCGGCUCCUCUAGCUGAUCUCUUAAUGCUAGCUCUGAAAGAGGAGGACUUAGAUGCAGAAGGGGAAGAGAACUAUGAUCUGAAAGAAAAGAUUGCUGAAAUGAAUAUCCAGUUGCUCAAGCAAAAAGCUGAAAUGCUACAGGAGUAUUUCGGCAUUCAUAUUGACACAAAUGGUAACUUGUCUAGGCUUCCCGUCAUACUAGAUCAGUACACGCCUGACAUGGACCGUGUCCCUGAAUUUGUGCUUUGUUUGGGAAAUGACGUUGACUGGGAUGAUGAGAAAAUAUGUUUCCAAACAAUUGCUGCUGCUCUUGGGAACUUCUAUGCCAUGCAUCCUCCUUUGUUGCCUAAUCCAUCGGGUGAAGGACUGCAGUUUUACAAAAGAAGAGUUUCUUCAAACUGUCAUCAAGCAGGAGGAGGAUCCUCGAAAGAUGCAGAUGAUGCUGCCGUGGAAUCAGAAUAUGAUGAUGAGCUACUUGCAGAUGCUGAGAAUGCUUGGGCUCAUCGUGAAUGGUCAAUACAACACAUUUUAUUUCCAUCCAUGAGACUGUUUUUUAAGCCGCUGACUUCAAUGGCUUCAAAUGGAACUUUUGUACGGGUUGCUUCACUUGAGAAACUUUACAAGAUCUUCGAAAGGUGUUGACAAACAGCUGAGUCUUCUGUGCGGUAGUGACAUACAUGGGAGUUUUGUUACUGAAGUUUGGGAUUUCGUUGGGGGGUUCAAAUAGGAACCUUUGGUACCGGUGCAAGUUUGGGAUCAGGCUUCUAGUGCCCUGCCUGGGGUCGGUAUCAUUGCAUUGCUUGUACAGGUAGAAUUGUUGACUUGUUUUGUUAGCCCGCGUUUCUCUUUUGAAACCUUGUAUAUAGUUUUUGUCUUUAUAUUCAGUCUUAGCUUAAUCUUUUGAUGAUCUCGACAUCUCGGAUGGUAUAUAAGUGCGAAAUUUUGAUGA
Messenger RNA from Coffea arabica (coffee), 2662 nucleotides. Its product is annotated as DNA mismatch repair protein MLH1-like. Lineage: Eukaryota; Viridiplantae; Streptophyta; Magnoliopsida; Gentianales; Rubiaceae. The record is from RefSeq and is a predicted model, not a curated record. Gene Ontology annotation, biological process: mismatch repair. Gene Ontology annotation, cellular component: MutLalpha complex. Gene Ontology annotation, molecular function: mismatched DNA binding; ATP-dependent DNA damage sensor activity; ATP hydrolysis activity.